GCUUCCUGUAUUUUGAAGAAGCUUCAAGCUUGCUGCUUUACUUCAUGACUUUCUUUUGAAUGAAUCCUUUUAGUCUGACGUGAAACUUGUAAAUCUUCAAUGGGAUUUCUCUCACUCAUCGUCUUCCUAAUUUUCACUUCAAUGGCGAAUUCAGAUAAUCUCCAACAAAGCAUCAUUCUUGAAUGCCUUUCGAAUCAUUCAAUAGCUUCCCCUUCAAUCGCUUCGGUUACUUACUUCCCUACCCAUCCUUCCUACACAUCCACUCUACAAUCAUACAUACGAAACCUCAGAUUCAUCUCUCCCACUACCCCUCAGCCUCUCUUCAUCGUGGCGGCCUCCCAUGUUUCUCACAUCCAAGCUUCCAUCAUUUGCUGCAAAACCCACGGAUUUGAAAUGAGAAUCCGCAGCGGCGGACACGAUUACGAUGGACUUUCGUAUGUCUCAGAAUCCCCAUUCAUGAUCCUCGACUUGUUCAAUCUUCGAUCCGUAAGUGUCAAUUUAGAGGAUGGGAAUGGAACUGCUUGGGUUGAUUCAGGUGUCACUUUGGGUGAACUCUUCUAUGCAAUCGGUCAAAAAAGCAAGACCCAUGGUUUCCCCGCCGGUGUUUGUCCGACAGUAGGUGUUGGUGGUCAUUUUAGCGGCGGCGGAUAUGGUAACAUGAUGAGGAAACAUGGGUUGUCUGUCGAUAAUGUUGUCGAUGCGAAACUGGUUGAUGUCGGUGGCAAUGUUUUGGAUCGAGAAUCAAUGGGGGAGGAUCUGUUUUGGGCGAUCAGAGGAGGUGGUGGAGCUAGCUUUGGAGUUAUACUUUCAUGGAAAAUCAAGUUAGUUUCUGUCCCUGAAAUUGUUACUGUUUUUAGAAUUGAGAAGACAUUAGAGCAAGGUGCAACUGAUAUGGUUCAUCAAUGGCAAUAUAUAGCUGAUAAGAUAGAUGAAAAUUUGUUCAUUAGAGUUGUUCUGUUACCGGUGAAUAAAAAGCAUUUGCAGUCCAUUAAAGCUAAGUUCAUUGGAUUGUUUCUUGGUAAUGCUAAAGAACUGAUUUCAGUCAUGAAUGAACAUUUCCCAGAAUUGGGUUUAUUGACUGAGAAUUGUAUUGAAACGAGUUGGAUCGAGUCGAUACUGUUUUGGUCUAAUUAUCCCAUUGGAACAUCCAUGGAAGUGUUGCUUGAGAGACAACCUCAACAAGAAAAGUACUUGAAGAAGAAAUCGGAUUACGUGCAGGAACCGAUUUCGAAAGAGAAUCUCCAAGGGAUUUGGAAGAAAAUGAUUGAACUCAAAAGACCUGCAUUGACAUUGAAUCCUUAUGGUGGGAAAAUGAGUGACAUUCAGGAGUCCGAUACCCCGUUUCCUCAUAGAGCAGGGAACAUAUAUAAAAUCCAAUACUCGGUCACCUGGAAAGACGAAGGCGACGAGGCAUUGAACCGGAGUUUAGAUCAGAUACGAAAGCUUUACGAGUAUAUGACACCUUAUGUGUCUAAGUCUCCCAGGAGUUCAUAUCUGAACUACAGAGAUGUGGACAUAGGGAUCAAUGAAAAUGGCAAUGCAAGCUACUCGGAGGCUGUUAUAUGGGGAAGAAAGUAUUUCAAAGGCAAUUUUGAUAGAUUGGUACAAGUGAAAAGUAAAGUUGAUCCAGGUAACUUCUUUAGAUAUGAACAAAGCAUUCCAUGCCUUGGAUCCUGGAAGAGUGCCCUUUCAGAAUAGAAAUCUGUUUUUAUUUGGAUAGCAGCUGCUUCAGCAUAU
Molecule: messenger RNA, 1737 nt
Organism: Hibiscus syriacus
Lineage: Eukaryota; Viridiplantae; Streptophyta; Magnoliopsida; Malvales; Malvaceae
Product: berberine bridge enzyme-like 8
Exons: 1
Coding region: 100-1698 (532 amino acids)
Molecular function (GO): FAD binding; oxidoreductase activity
Source: RefSeq, a predicted model, not a curated record